GGAAGUUAACAGCACGCCAUCGAUGGUCAGCAGCGAGUGAUCAGACGUUAAAAGAGAGCUAUCAGAGGUUAAUCAGAGGUCAAUCAGAGGUUAAUCAGAGGUUAAUCAGAGGUCAAUCAGAGGUUAAUCAGAGGUUAAUCAGAGGUUAAUCAAAGGUUAAUCAAAGGUUAAUCAGAGGUUAACAGAGGGAGACUUCAUUAGCAGCAGCUAUUGCUUAGGCCUCUGGAGAGGUUUGGCCGCCAUUGUCAUUGGGUUCCCUCUUUUUUCUCUUUUUUCUCGCAGUGAUUAGCAUAUGCGUCUCUGUGUCAUAGCUGAGCUUCAUAGUCAAAGGGGGGCCACAUGUUAGCAUAUGCGUCUCUGUGUCAUAGCUGAGCUUCGUAGGCGUAGCGUAUUGCUGGGAAAGAAGAAGAAGAAGAGCGUAUUGCUGCCAGUUGGCACGUUGUUGAUUUAAAGGAGGGGGCUUGACACUACCGUCCCCACUGCCAUCGCCAUGCGACAUUGAUCCCCCCUCUAGCUGCAAAAGAAUAGCAGCCAGAAGCAGCAUCAGCAUCAGCAUCAGCAUCAGCAACAGAAGCAGCAACAGAAGCAGCAAUAGCAGCAGCAAUAGCAGCAGCAAUAGCAGCAGCAGCAGCAGAAGCAGCAGCAGAAGCAGCAGCAGAAGCAGCAAUAGCAGCAAUAGCAAUAGCCAUAGCAAUAGUAGCGGAAUAGCAGCUAAGCAGUAGAAGCAGCAGCAGCAAUAGCAGCUAAGCUCCAAAAGAAUAGGAGCCAGAAGCAGCAUCAGCAUCAGCAUCAGCAUCAGCAUCAGCAUCAGCAACAGAAGCAGCAACAGAAGCAGCAAUAGCAGCUAAGCAGUAGAAGCAGCAGCAGCAAUAGCAGCAGCAGCAGCAGCAGCGAUACAGCAAUAUCGGUAGCCAAAGCAGCAUCAGCGUCAGCAUCAGCAUCAGCAAGAAGCAGCAAUAGCAGCAGCAAUAGCAGCAGCAGCAGUAGAAGCAGCAAUAGCAAUAGCAAUAGCAAUAGCAAUAGCAAUAGGAAUAGCCGUAGCAAUAGCAGCAGCAAUAGCAGCUAAGCAGUAGAAGCAGCAGCAGCAGUAGCAGCAGCAGCGAUACAGCAAUAGCAGUAGCCAAAGCAGCAACAACUGCAAAGCGGCAUUGGUAGAGAAGAAGAUGUUGCGUGCUGCAGGCUGUAUUCGUGCCGUUAGGGGGGCGCUUCGCCUUCGGGCCGCUGCACCUGCUAAAGGAGGAAAGAAGGCGAAAGAAGCCGCAUCCGGCGGGCCUCCCCCCGUGAGCUUAGAGCUGAGAUCGAAAUUUACAGUUGGCGCUAACAUUAUGAAAGACGGUUCUGAUCCUCCUUUGAAAGACGACAGCGAGUAUCCCGACUGGCUGUGGACAUUGCUCGACAAGCAACCGACGCUGAGCGAGCUGCAGCGCAAGGACAUCGAUGCCAUGGAAGAGAAGGAGAUCAUGCGGCUGCUGAAGCUCGACAACAGGAAAAAGAUCAAGGAAGAGAAUGGUUUACAUGCCAAGAAUUAAUUUUUUUUCAAAACGAAGUUAUAGAAGGGCAUACUCACACCAGGACUCUCACGAAUGAAUGCAUGAAUGGGUU
Molecule: messenger RNA, 1602 nt
Organism: Chara braunii
Lineage: Eukaryota; Viridiplantae; Streptophyta; Charophyceae; Charales; Characeae
Source: the annotation of a GenBank genome assembly